UCCUAUUCAUUGAUUCACUCUCCAAAUAUCUGUAAUUGCUGGGGCUGAACGAGGUCAAAGCUUGCAACUGGGAGCUCAGUAUAGGUCUCCCAUGUGGGUGGCAGAGACCCAGACUCUUGAACCAUUGCCUUCUGCCUCCCAGAAUCUGUAUUAGUAGGAAGCUAGUACUAGUACCUGGAGCUGAAACCCAAACCCAGUUACUCUGUUUUGGAAUAUGGGAGUUUUAACGGGUAUCUUUACUGGGAGGCUAAAUGGCCGCCUGAAUAUACUCACUUUGUUUGAGUGCUCAGGAUUCUGUUCAAUUAUUUUCCCUUAAGUGGUUUAUUUUUCCCUGAAUGAAGAUAUUACUAAAACUCUGUAAAAUUAAUGGUAAAAUAAAUUAUCAGAAAGUCUUCAUUUUGAAAAAAAUUUUCAAGAAAUUGAAUAUGUAUAAGUAUGUAUAAGAUGAAGUGAAUUUCUUAAGUGUUGACAUUUAUCUUAAAGGAUCUCUUAGAUAAAUCCUCCCUGUCUAAAUGAUAUUCCUUUCCAUUGCAAAUAAUACAGUUCAACCCAUGGCACUUCAGGGGACAUUAUAAGUAAAUUACCACUAUUUUAUUUCACUGUAAUUUAAAAGCAGAAACCUCGUUUUGGGGGUGUUUGAGUAUCUGCAGUGAGGCAGGAGCCCAUGGGAGCAGGAUUCCCAAACCAACUCUUUGUGCAGACACAGGAGAAUGCCAUCUUUAUAAAGCCAUCAAGGGGCCAAAGCUGUAUGUACAGUGUCAGUGAGAAGCUGAGGAGUCACACAUCAUCUGACAUGGUCAUUGCUACUAGGUGUUCAAACUGCUAUUUGGAAGACUUUUUUUUCUGUAAGUAUUUUGGGGAGUUGUAUACUGGAAAGUCAAACAUACGUGAUACUUACAAUUUGUUCUUUGACUUUCAUUAUUCAUUUCAGAGAAUAUUAUUCUCUAGGUGUUCACAGGUGAGGACCUCCUGGGUGCAUGAGUAUCUAGAAUGUGGAUCAGUGGACCUUAUGGACUGUCUCUGGUAGGGAGACCAAUUGGAGAGGAGGAUUCCUUCUCUGAUCAUUAGAGGCAUAAUGUAGCUGUCUGCAUUUGUGUCAAAUAUCAGAAACAACAAUAAAUGACAUCUUGUCCCUUAACUUAAUGAGCUUUGAUCCAUCUAAGAGAGGGGGAUAAGAACUAUAGGACAGGCUGAGAAAUAAAACCAUAAAAAAGGAAUCUGUAGAAUUCCCAGAGGUCCAUGAGAAGAGGAGACUUCAAAUUAGGAGAAUGGAUACUGGCCAGAGUUACUGUUAAAAGCAUUAAGAUAAUAAAAGAAGUAAACAAUUCAAUAACUGAAACUGAGUAGAGGUGGGGCUAGGGCUGUUUUAUCUGAAGCAAUACCCUUGGAUUAUUUAUUUAUAUUUGAGAUGAAAAAAUAGAGAUGGAUAGAUAGAUUAGAUGAUAAAAAGAUUUCAUUUGCUAAUUCAGUUCUUAAAUGCUCACAAUAGGUGGGACUGAGCCAGGCCAUAGCUGGGAGCCAGGAACUCAAUUCAGUUCUCCUACAUAGGUGAUAAGGACCCAACUACUUGAUGCACCACAUACUUCCUUGGUCUUGUUCCUGUUUAUCUGAACUGUACUUAUAGAAUGACUAGUAAGUUACCAGGUGAUUAAUUUCAUUCCUUGUGGAAAGAGCACAGGCUUUUGGAAAACAAAUAGGAAACCUCAAAUAUUAUAGAAUUGUUUAUUAAUGCCUUAAUAGUAAAAUGCUUGGAGUAUUUAAGUAUUAUAGAGAAGUAAUGGAAAAGUGAGGUGAAAAAUGAGUUACAAGCAGAAACAUUUUCAUGAAAUGUAACCACUGGAAUAGAUAGAAUAAGACAAGCAGAAGUUAGUUACCAGAGAAUAAAAACAUGAAUCCUCUGAGAAUAAUCUGACACAAGUAAAAUCCCAGAAGUGAGGCAAAGCUAAGGAUGUUCCACAGAUGUGAUUGAAUCCACAUGUGUGUGAGGAAGCUGUGAAUUCUGUCUGGAAUUGGAAUUGGAAGUUGUAAAUGCAAAGGAAAUUGUUUUAACAAGGAGCAAUGUGGUCCAUUUAAAUUUUAGAUUAUUAUGUCAAUAUAAUGGUAGAUAAAAUUGAAAGCUUAGAAUGGAGGCAGAUAAAGAAAUUAAGAGGUUACUGAUAGAACAACCUGAAUCCAUGCCUCUUUCCUUUCAGCCAUUUCCAGUCCUGCUUGUCCAUCAUGGUAUUGUCCCUGAACAACUCAGGAACCCAGGUGACUGAAUUCCUGAUGGUCUGCUUCCCAGGCAUGCAAGAUACACAGCACUGGCUUUCUAUCCUCCUGGCUCCUCUCCUGAUCUUGGCACUUGGGGCCAAUGCUGUGCUACUAUUUGCCAUCUGGCAUGAAGUGUCUCUACAUGGGCCCAUGUAUUACCUGCUUGCCAUCCUCUCUGUUCUGGAUGUCAUCCUUUGCCUCACAGUCAUCCCUAAGGUCCUGCUCAUCUUCUGGUUCAAUAUGAAGCUUAUAAGCUUUGCUGGAUGUUUCCUGCAGAUGUUCAUCAUGAAUACCUUCCUUCCCAUGGAAUCUUCCACUUUUCUGGUCAUGGCCUAUGACCGCUAUGUGGCUAUUUGCCACCCUCUUCGCUACCCAUCUAUUGUUACUGAACAGUUUGUCAUUAAUGCCGCUUUCUUCAUCAUCUUCCGCAAUCUGCUAGCCACACUGCCCACUCCAGUUCUGGCUGCUAGGCUCAAUUAUUGUGCCAGCAAUGUGGUGGAGAACUGUAUCUGUGCCAACAUUUCUGUGGUGAAGCUCUCCUGUGGGAAUAUUCACUUAAAUAAAAUCUACCAGUUUGUAAGUGUUUGGUGCCUACUAGGUUCUGACCUGAUGCUCAUCUUGCUAUCUUACUGCUUCAUCCUGAGGGCUGUUAUGCGUCUACAGUCAAGGGGUGCAUCCACCAAGGCUUUGAGUACUUGUGGUUCCCACCUCAUCCUUAUACUUUUCUUUUAUACACUACUGCUAGUCUUCAUCUUCACAAACAAGGCAGGAAAGAAGAUUCCCUCAGAGGUACCUAUUCUUCUCAAUGUCCUGCAUCACCUCAUCCCACCAGCCCUCAACCCCAUCGUUUAUGGAGUGCGAACCCAGGAAAUCAAGCAAGGGAUUAUCAAGUUAUUUAAAAACAAGUACUGAGAGCUAUCAUUCAAAGACCAGGGAUUAUAGAUCAGAUUUUAUUGGUGACUCCAUAUGAAUGGCAGAAGAAUACAAUAUGACUUUCAUGAUGAUACUUUUAUCGUGAACGUAAACCCUCCUGAAUUACUAUCAAAAUUCUUAUCCUUACCCCUUCAUUUGCAAAUAUGUUUUGAACCUCUCCUUAAGUAUAAAUUAUCUUCUUAACUUUAUCUCUGUUCCAUCAUGGUUGCUCAAGUACUUAUUCAUUAAAUAAACAUUUAACACCUUCCAUGUAAUUCUCAGUCUUUAAAUUUUGCAUGAAUCUAAUAUUUAAUUUACAAUACUAAGAUGGAGAAGCAGUUUAAAUAGAACAUGAGGGUUAUGAAUGGGAACAGGAAACUAAUGAUGAUUUUCUUUAAAUAAUCCAGGUACAAAAUGGUAGCAACUUGGAUUAAGGUUUGAUUGAAAAUUCAGAUAAAGUGUCACAGCAGUUUCAGACUCCAUAUAAGGUUCAAAAGAUGGAUAGAAUUAAUUAAUCACCUAGGCUUUUAACAACAACGUUUGGAAUAGUGAAAUUGACAUAAUGAAGGAGUUAGUUUGGCAUGAGAUAUCAGGAAUUCAACUUUGGACACUGAACAUUAUUUUCAUACCAAAUACAUCCCCAUGAUUGUACUUUAGAAAUGACUGCUAAGUAUACACAUGUAGAAGUAUAAGUAAACAAGUGACCAUGACAGUUGUCAGAGACCAGAUCCAAGAUAGAUAUGGAAGCUUAAGUUAUCAGGGUACAUAUGUCAUUUAAAUCCAACUUAGAAGUGUGAUCUGAGGACCAUUAAAUUCUAUAUCUUUUUAAAGGAAGGUUUUUUCCAAAUGAUUCAUGCUGAGAAUCCACAGUUGUUUGCCACCUCCAGGGACUGUGAACUCAUUAAGGUUAGAAGCUGAGUUUAAUUCUUUUUACCUCUAACAUUUAGCAUUAAGCUUGGCACAUGGUAGAUGAUUUGUCAAUUACUUAAUAAAUGAUUUUGCGUAUCUCAAGACUUUUAUUCCUAUUACAUGGUGUCUGAAUGGGAGUCCUUAUCCAAAAGAUAAUACUUAUAAUAAUAAUAGAUAGAAUUAAAAAGGUGUGAAUACUCCAACAUGGGAAGCAGUCCAUACAGCAGACUCAUAGAAUGACAAUCACUUUAAGUAGCACUCUGACCUCAGCAUCAGCCCUUAAUGCAUUCUGGUCUGGCUGAAAAACCCACAAGAGCAUUUCAGGCAUGGAAAGCCAAGACACUGUGGCAAAAAUUGUCCUACAUGAAGGCCUCUGUGGGUGAAACCCCAGUGGAAAGAAGUGGUCAUCAAAGAUGGAUGUAUUUUCUCUGAAGGGAGGAGAGAACUUCACUUUGCCUAUGACCUUGUCUAAAUACUGAUGGAGUUUGUGGAUCCAAAGAGUUUCCAUAGCCUAGGCAGUUCAUGUAAAGAGCCUGAAGUGAUCACUAACAUCAUACAUAAGAGUGUUAAUUGUUAAAUUAACAGCAGGAGUCACUGUGCACUAACUUCCCAUGUAUGACCUCUGUACUCAAAGAAUUGAAUUAUGAGAGUUAAUAGUAAAACUUGUUCUCAAAGAUUUACUUCUUUUUAGUGUAUUAAGUGGAGGAUAGUCUUAUGCCUCAAGUUUUAGAUAAGCCUAAGUGCCCAAUUCUAUUGCUUGAUUCCUUGGGUGCUUCUUCAAUUAAUAAUAAAACUUGUUCUCAAAGAAAAAAAUAUAUUAUAGAAAAAAUUAAAAGAAAAAUAAGAAAGGAAGUAGGA
This is a messenger RNA of Oryctolagus cuniculus (rabbit), 4929 nucleotides long. Its product is annotated as olfactory receptor 56A4-like. Gene Ontology annotation, molecular function: olfactory receptor activity; G protein-coupled receptor activity. Gene Ontology annotation, cellular component: plasma membrane. Lineage: Eukaryota; Metazoa; Chordata; Mammalia; Lagomorpha; Leporidae. Gene Ontology annotation, biological process: G protein-coupled receptor signaling pathway. The record is from RefSeq and is a predicted model, not a curated record.